Molecule: messenger RNA, 1043 nt
Organism: Arvicola amphibius (Eurasian water vole)
Lineage: Eukaryota; Metazoa; Chordata; Mammalia; Rodentia; Cricetidae
Gene: Tssk4
Product: testis specific serine kinase 4
Exons: 4
Coding region: 27-1043 (338 amino acids)
Biological process (GO): protein phosphorylation; microtubule cytoskeleton organization; intracellular signal transduction
Cellular component (GO): cytoplasm
Molecular function (GO): ATP binding; protein serine/threonine kinase activity; tau-protein kinase activity
Source: RefSeq, a predicted model, not a curated record
GCUCCCCACUGCGCAAGUCUAGCAUCAUGGGGAAGGGAGACACCUCAGAAACAACAUCAGUUACCCCAGCCUAUCGCUCUGUCAUGGAGGAGUAUGGUUAUGAGGUGGGCAAGGUCAUUGGCCAUGGCUCCUAUGGAACAGUCUAUGAGGCUUACUACACAAAGCAGAAGGUCAUGGUGGCUGUCAAGAUCAUCUCAAAGAAGAAGGCCUCUGAUGACUAUCUUAACAAGUUCCUACCGCGUGAGAUACAGGUAAUGAAAGUCCUACGGCACAAGUACCUCAUCAACUUCUAUCAGGCCAUUGAGACCACAUCCCGAGUAUACAUCAUUUUAGAGCUGGCUCAGGGUGGUGAUGUCCUUGAAUGGAUCCAACGAUAUGGGGCCUGCUCUGAGCCCCUUGCUGGCAAGUGGUUCUCCCAGAUGGCCUUGGGCAUCGCUUACCUGCACAGCAAGGGCAUUGUGCACAGCCUGACCCCCAGCCUUUCUGCUGCUGGUAGGGACUUAAAGUUGGAGAACCUGUUGCUGGACAAGCGGGAGAACGUGAAGAUAUCGGACUUUGGCUUCGCCAAGAUGGUGCCUUCUAGCCAGCCUGUGCGUAGUAGCCCUUCUUACCGCCAAAUGAACGGCCUUUCCCACCUCAGCCAGACCUACUGUGGCAGCUUUGCUUAUGCCUGCCCGGAGAUCUUGCUGGGCUUGCCCUACAACCCUUUUCUGUCAGACACCUGGAGCAUGGGCGUCAUCCUCUACACUCUAGUGGUUGCACGUUUGCCCUUUGAUGACACCAAUCUCAAGAAGCUGCUGAGAGACACCCAGAAGGAGGCCACAUUCCCAUCUAACAUCAACAUCUCCCAGGAGUGCAAGAACCUGAUCUUCCAGAUGCUACGCCAAGCUACCAAGCGUGCCACCAUCCUGGAUGUCCUCAAGGACCCCUGGAUGCUCAAGUUCCAGUCUGAGCAACCCACGAAUGAAAUCAAGCUGCUUGAGGCGAUGACUCAGCACGUCAGCAACACUAAUCGCCGCCAGUCCUUGGAAAUCACAGCUUGA